Messenger RNA from Phyllostomus hastatus (greater spear-nosed bat), 2604 nucleotides. RefSeq names its product collagen alpha-1(I) chain-like. The coding region runs from base 1 to 2604 and encodes 867 amino acids. The transcript has 9 exons. Lineage: Eukaryota; Metazoa; Chordata; Mammalia; Chiroptera; Phyllostomidae. The record is from RefSeq and is a predicted model, not a curated record.
AUGGAAGUUCAAACGAAGAUAAAACACUUAGGGACCAGCCUCCUGGUGGUGGCUCGCCUGCGCCGCCAGGUGGCCAAGCCUGGGUACUACCGCUCAAAACAGGUGCGAAUGAGUUCUCCACCGGCGCGCGGAGCGCCAGCCGGGACGGGGGAACCGAGUCACACCAGGGUGCUGGCGAAACCGGCGGAGCGGCAGUCCGUCUGUGCGCCCCGGCGGGACGGACGGCGAGGCUCCCGCCGGUGGGCGCAGGGCGUCGCGGAGGAGGCCGUGGCGAGCGACCCUGGGGACGGCUCGGCCCCGGCCCGAGAGCCGCUGUACCGGACGGAAGGCGUCCGCCCGGAACCCCGUGCGGUGCCCAAGCAGGGCCGCACCCAGGCGGCGGGCGGCGAGUGCGGGGACUCUGGGUCCCGGGCCCGGGAAGCACUCACACCGGCCCGGCCAGAUGGCGCCACCCCCUGGGGCCUGGCCAGCGGCCGCGCGCGCACCGGCUUCCGCGGGGCCCGCAGCUGCCGCGCCAUCUGUGGCUCAGCCCGCAGCUCUGCGCCCGCUGGCCUCGGGGGCGCUGGAGGUGGGGACGCUGGGACCCGCCCGGCUGCCCCGAGCACGGAGGCAGGACUUUGCCCCCCCCCGCCCGGGGCUGAGGGCCCCCGGGAGCUGCGGGGCUCUGAUGAGCGGACCCCCACGCCCGUGCGGAGCCCACCUGGAGCCAGGUGCCCGGCUCAGCCCGCCCGCAGCCUGGAGCAGAAGCACCAGGCUCGGUCAGCCGACACGCAGCCGGCCUGCAGACACGGGGGCCAGACGCCAGGCCGAGGGGACAGGCAGGACCCCGACCGCAUGCCCACGAAUGACCUCGGCCGUGCGUGCGGCGUUGAUGCCCCGGCCACGGGCACAGCCAGCGAGCAUGCAGAUUCGCCCGGGGAGGCCGCAGCUGCGGAGGCCUCGGCGUGGCGUGGACGACCGGCGAGGAGCGCCCCGGCAGCCGCUCCGCCGCCCACCAGCAGGGAGUCGUGCGCAGGUUUGAGGAUUCGAGGGCUCGGGAGUGGGGCGGGGCGGGACGCCAGCGUGCCCGCCGGGCCCUCUCAGCAGGGGCCGGACCAGGCUGCUCCCCACGGCGGCACCGAGUCUGCCCGCGGGACGCCGACUCCUCCGUGCAGAGAGACACUGAAGGCAUCCUCCCCCGGGAAGCCAGGCCGGGGGCGGACGCGUGUUCAUCCGUGGGCCGUGUGGGACGGGAAGGGCAGGAAGCGGCUCCGGCACCCAGAAACCGCAAACCCGGUCAGAUCAGAGCUGGCGCUGCAGGGCAGAGGGGCGCAGCCUCGCAGAGACAGCACCCAGGAGAUGAAGAGCUCACCCUGGCCUUGGCAAGCCCCGCCGCCGUCUGACGCCCUGGGGCACACCCAGCCCAGGACCCUGCCGCUGGCCCCACCGCUGGGCCGUACCGCCCGGCGAGGUGCAGGGGGGCAUCGUGAAAACAGCCGCUCUCCGCGAGGGGUGACACGUUCCCCGCCCCCCGAGGGCUGCGAGGACCGGGAGGAGGCAGCUUCCCCGGGAGCCUGGUCCGGAGGCACGGACGGACGCUGGUGCUUCCGGCAGCCCCCGGGCUCCUCGGCCCUGCUGGGGGGCAGCCCCUCCACCCCACGUUCCUGUGGCCGUUUCCAGUGCUCGGUGGAGCCCCCGGGAGAUCUGGCGUCCACCCGCCCUGCGGCAGCUCCCAAGACCAAUCAGGAGAGUGCCGGCUGGCCCCACGCCUGCGUGCCCCUGAGGCAGCCCCUCGGCCAGGCCAGCCCCCGGGGCCCCGGGGACACUAGUGUCCCCUCUGUGGGGCCCGGCUCCUGGAGGCUGCGUUACCCAGGAGGGCGAGUGGGUGUGUGGCGGGAGAGGAGCUGCGUGCUGAGCGUCCAGGGCCCUGUCGCCCAGCCCUCCACCGCCAGGCCGGGAGUCUGUCCGGGGAGGAGGAGCCGUGACGACCAAGGGGGCCAGAGCCCAGAGGGUGAGGGCGCGGGCGGCCCCCCGCCUGGGGAGGAGGGGUGCCUAGGGGCGGACGGUGCUCCGGGGGAGGUCCCGCCCACUGCCCCCACCCUACCCCAGUUCCGGACACUCCCAGACACGCCCAGGACGGCCGCAUUCCUAAAGGCUGAGCAGGGGGCUCCUCAGUGCGCGGCAGGUAUUGGGACCCUGUUCCCUGAGCGCGGGACAUUGGGAUUGUGGGGGGCGGGGGUUGCUUGGAGGGGGUUCCCCUCUGUGGGCACCAGCAGUAACAGCCGCCCCGCACGGCGCUGGUUCGAGGCUCCGCGCGCCCUCGAGGGGCUGAAGGGCACCUGCUGCACACGGCCCGGCCGUGAGAUGCCGGGAGUGGAGGCCCUGGAAGAUCACUCCACAGCGGCUCCCGGCCAGGGGCCACCUGCCUCCCCAGGGGACACUCAGCCGCGCCUGGAGGCACUCUUGCGUCACACCUGGUGCGUGGGCAGAGGCCAGGGGUGCUGCCCCAUGCCCUGCGACGCCCAGGGCGCCCCCACCACACAGAAUGCAUUUCGCCCCCGGGUCAACAGCGCCGAGGCGGAGAAGCCCCGACACCAAGUGAAGACGGCCAUCGACGCGGAGUGA